AUGGCCAGAGACACGACGCCCCUCCUCGCCGGCCACAUUGGCCAUCUCCCCGGACCCAAUAUUGUCCACGAUCAUCCUCCGCAUCUUCGAGCCAGCCAUUCGCCAUGGGAGUUUCGAGAUCAUCCAAUCUGGUUUCUGCUCUUCCACUUUGGAACGUUGAGUUUUAUUCUCACCCAUUUGUGGACCGUCAUUACACUUGCCUGGACGUUUACCCAUCUCUACUAUCCCGAAAUCAAGAGAGGUAUUCGCGAUGUCAGAGAUGUAGAGCGCGACGUUGGCAAUAUCGAGCACUGGAUCGUCCAAAAACUGUCUCUGCCUUCGAACCUGGGCAGUCCCCGGAAGCAAUUCGCGUUUCACAUGUUUUACUCGACGACGACGGUGUUUGCCUUUAUGAAUCUUGUUACGUGGAUUAUCACACGCCAGCACAAUCCCCAUGCAACAAGUGCUGAAGGGCCCUUCACGCAUUUGUUCGGAGUCGGCUGGUUCAAGAGUUUUGCUCUAUUCAAUCUCUACUUCACGCCCGCCAUUGUCAUGAUUAUCGAGACACUGUUCCUCAACAGCAUAAAACGACCCCAGUCCAUGGGCUCGCAUCUCCUCGGACUGUCGUCUCUGUCGGGUUUGUACCUUGGUUGGGCUGCUCUUGGUGGCUACCUGACGGGCUGCUACCCAUUCUACUGGCUCAACCCCGACUUUGUCGGAUCCAAGGAGGCUGUCGCUGCCAACUGCAUGGGAUUUGUUGCACUGGCUCCUCUGAUGUUUGUCUUGAAACAAGGCUUUAUCGGUCUGCGUGAGGGCUUGACCAACGCCCCGGCAAGAAUGAGAGAGGUGGCAAGUGGCUAG
Akanthomyces muscarius is the source of this 840-nucleotide messenger RNA. RefSeq lists its product as uncharacterized. NCBI's taxonomy places the organism in Eukaryota, Fungi, Ascomycota, Sordariomycetes, Hypocreales, Cordycipitaceae. Bases 1 to 840 code for a protein of 279 amino acids. The transcript has 7 exons. The record is from RefSeq and is a predicted model, not a curated record.